AUGUUUUAGAUCAAUUCUUUAUUUUAAACAAACUUUCGGAUCUCGAACUCUUUCGUUUUCCGCCCAAUUGAACCCUGAAGACAUUUCUGUCGCUCAUUAUUCUCAGCCCUAUACACAACAUGUUCUCCAGAUCAGCAAUUCGCGCGGCCCAGCCGCUAAAGCGAAAUCUCCUAUCGCGCUCCUAUGCUACCGAACCUCCAAAAGGCGGCUCUUCUAACACCCUCCUCUAUGGACUAGGCGCUGUCGGCGUUGCGGGCGCUGGUUACUACUUUCUUGCGGGGUCACCCAAAGUAGAUUCGGCUGCGGCCAAGGCCAAGGAAGCUGUGAGCGGACCGGCAAAGAAGGCAUUCACCGGCGGCGAUCAGGGCUUCAUUUCCCUGCUACUAAAAGAUGUCGAGAUCAUCAAUCACAAUACUAAGAAGUUUAUUUUCAAAUUGCCAGAGGAUGACCAGGUUUCGGGCAUGCCUGUAACCAGCGCACUCUUAACAAAAUAUCAAGCUGAGGGGCAGAAGCCGGUUGUACGGCCAUACACUCCUACGAGCGAUGAGGACGUCAAGGGCCAAAUCGAGCUCAUCGUUAAAAAGUACCCUAACGGACCUAUGUCCACACACAUACACGAUAUGGUACCAGGCCAGCGCCUCGACUUUAAGGGACCGCUGCCCAAGUACCCGUGGACGCCCAACAAGCACGAUCAUAUCGCGCUAGUCGCCGGCGGCACGGGCAUCACGCCCAUGUACCAGCUCGCGCAUGCCAUCUUCAAGAACCCGGAGGACAAGACUAAGGUCACGCUCAUCUUCGGCAAUGUCUCCGAAGAGGAUAUCUUGCUGAAGAAGGAGUUCGAGCACCUGGAGAACACGUACCCCCAGCGCUUCCGCGCCUUUUACGUGCUCGACAACCCGCCAAAGGAGUGGGCUGGUGCUAAGGGAUAUAUCACCAAGGACCUGCUGAAGACUGUUCUGCCUGAACCUAAGAGCGAGAACAUCAAGGUCUUCGUCUGCGGUCCCCCGGGUCUGUACAAGGCUAUUUCUGGCAAUAAGGUCAGCCCAGCGGACCAGGGCGAGCUGUCGGGUAUUCUGAAGGAGUUGGGCUACUCGAAAGAUCAGGUUUUCAAGUUUUAAGCAUUUAGCGAGAGAGGAUGCGGUUAUAGACUACCUGAUGUUGAUAUUGGCGCGAAAGUAGAAGCGAAGGCGUCGGCUUUGUUCUUGCUACUGCGAGUUGGACUGGUAGACAGAAUCUUCUGCGGAAGAGAUGGACGAGGCCUAUUUGCGAGAGACGCAAUUACCUAGAUAGUCCACCGGAUUGUACUCUAGUCAAUGUGAUACUGGAUUGAUCACGGGAAUAAGUUCAUGACGUUUGUUCCUGCACAGCUUAUGAUCUAGAUUGCUGUGGCCAUGAAAUUCGCUAACUAAAGCUUAAGGC
Molecule: messenger RNA, 1419 nt
Organism: Annulohypoxylon maeteangense
Lineage: Eukaryota; Fungi; Ascomycota; Sordariomycetes; Xylariales; Hypoxylaceae
Product: ferredoxin reductase-like protein
Exons: 3
Coding region: 120-1118 (332 amino acids)
Biological process (GO): ergosterol biosynthetic process
Molecular function (GO): cytochrome-b5 reductase activity, acting on NAD(P)H
Source: RefSeq, a predicted model, not a curated record